AUGUUCAGUGAGCUUUCCCUUAAUUCAUCCGUCAAUAUCACUAGAUUUUUUUCUCGGACUGGUUGUUUUCGGCUGUUAGAAGUUGCCCAUUCCAAAUUCUUGAAGCAAAGGAUCAGGAUCGAUUAUGGCCAGAUAAUAACUCAUCAACACAAGUUCGCAUCCUAUAAUAUGUGGGUAAAAAGCUUCUAUAUCGAUGGUUAUACGCGUGGAGUUUCUUUUUGUAGAGAAGAACUACCUGUUUCAUCUUUGGAUAAUGUCACUGUGCUUUGUAUUGACUUUGUUAGCGAAGAUACAUGCAAUGUCUGUCUUGUAAAGAACUUGGAAAGUCUGAAAAGUGGUGGUCACAAAAUCUAUCAGAUAUUAAACUGCAACAAUUGUAUUAUCUUUUGGAACCGAGACGUCUUAGCAUCGAGAAAUAUGUUUACUAUUGUUACCUCUAUUUGGAACGGUAAUGGGUCUCCGAGUGUCUUUCAAAGACAAAGCGCCACAUCCAGUGUGGUUGCUGCACCAUCAUCGGUGACAGCUUAA
Mucor mucedo is the source of this 528-nucleotide messenger RNA. RefSeq lists its product as uncharacterized. Lineage: Eukaryota; Fungi; Mucoromycota; Mucoromycetes; Mucorales; Mucoraceae. The coding region runs from base 1 to 528 and encodes 175 amino acids. The record is from RefSeq and is a predicted model, not a curated record. The transcript has 5 exons.